AUGACGUGUACUGACUCAGACGAAGAAGGCAAAGUGUGCCUUGGCGACAAAGAGGCGAACCGGCCGUACGACGGGCUUUUCAAGGGUUUGGGUGCUAAGAACGCGACGGAAGAACAUUCACACGUUCGAGUGAAUCCGGACCAUAACAAAUCAAGUGUUUGCUUGGGGCAAGAGCCAUCUACAUCCCGUUUUGCGUACGCUGAGCAGCAACGGCAUCAGGUCCCCGCUCACACAUCUUUCUACGUUGAACAGGCGGCGGUUGCCGCAAAACACAUUGACAAAAACAAGAGCUCAGUUUACUUCGGUGACGACAGGCCGCUUCUUCCUCCAGGUGUCAACCCUGCGAAGUCACAGACACCCCGCACUCCACACGCAACCCAUGGGAAGGCGAUCAACAGCGAACAUAAUAAGUCCACCGUGGUCUUUGGAGACGCUACGGAUCAGGACCGAUUCGAAUUUGCAGAAGAGCGCAGAGGGCACCCUGUGGGAGGCAAACUGGGACAAGAGCAGCUACUUUUCGCCGCUGUCGCUGAGGGCACCGCCCACCGGGACGGAGUCGGAAACAGAAACAGGAGAAACGACUCCUCAAUUGUACUCGGCACGGACAACGACUUAGGCAAGGCGCCACGGCGCUCUCUGGCGAAAGAGUUUCGCUUCAUGCCCAGCGCUCCGGAGACGGUAGACGAGAUACCCCGUUCGAUUUAUGUCAGGAAUCCUCGAGCUGUGUCUGAGUACGGGAAUUUUGACCAAAGCGAGUAA
Molecule: messenger RNA, 759 nt
Organism: Besnoitia besnoiti
Lineage: Eukaryota; Apicomplexa; Conoidasida; Eucoccidiorida; Sarcocystidae
Exons: 1
Coding region: 1-759 (252 amino acids)
Source: RefSeq, a predicted model, not a curated record